AUGGCUCAGGUUCAGGUUCAGCCUCAGAAUGCGAUGUCGGGUCCAAACGGUGCUGCUGCUGCUGCGGCGGCGGCUGCAGCAGCGGCUGGUGGGAAUCAGUUUGUGACGACUUCACUUUACGUUGGAGAUCUUGAUGUCAAUGUUACGGAUUCUCAGCUUUAUGAUCUUUUCAACCAAUUGGGUCAGGUUGUGUCUGUUAGGGUUUGCAGGGAUUUGACCACUAGGAGGUCACUUGGUUAUGGUUAUGUUAACUAUAGCAACCCUCAAGAUGCUGCCAGAGCAUUGGAUGUUCUGAACUUCACUCCUCUGAACAAUAGGCCCAUUCGUAUUAUGUAUUCGCACCGUGAUCCCAGUAUCCGCAAAAGUGGUCAAGGAAAUAUAUUUAUUAAGAAUUUGGACAAGGCAAUUGACCAUAAGGCGUUGCAUGAUACCUUUUCUACAUUUGGGAGUAUCCUUUCUUGCAAGGUUGCUGUGGAUGGAUCUGGCCAAUCAAAAGGCUACGGCUUUGUUCAGUUUGAUAGUGAGGAGGCUGCUCAAAAAGCUAUUGAAAAGCUUAAUGGUAUGCUGUUGAAUGAUAAGCAAGUUUAUGUGGGACCCUUCCUUCGCAAGCAAGAGAGAGAAACCACAACUGACAGGGCAAAAUUCAACAAUGUAUUUGUUAAGAAUCUAUCGGAAACAACCACCGACGAUGAGUUGAAGCAGAUUUUUGGGGAAUUUGGAACAAUUACCAGUGCUGUAGUAAUGAGGGACGGGGAUGGGAAAUCAAAGUGUUUUGGAUUUGUAAACUUUGAGAGUACCGAUGAUGCUGCUAGGGCUGUUGAGGCUCUUAAUGGGAAAAAGAUUGAUGACAAGGAAUGGUAUGUUGGAAAAGCUCAAAAGAAAUCUGAAAGGGAGCAUGAACUGAAACAAAAAUUUGAGCAGAGCAUGAAAGAAGCUGCUGAUAAAUAUCAAGGGGCAAACCUGUAUGUCAAAAAUUUGGAUGAUAGCAUUGUUGAUGAGAAACUUAAGGAGCUGUUCUCCUCUUUUGGUACAAUUACCUCUUGCAAGGUAAUGAGAGACCCCAAUGGCAUAAGUCGAGGAUCUGGGUUCGUUGCAUUCUCUACUCCUGAGGAGGCAUCUAGAGCACUCUUGGAGAUGAAUGGCAAAAUGGUGGUAAGCAAGCCUCUGUAUGUGACUCUGGCCCAACGAAAAGAAGAUAGAAGAGCUAGGCUGCAGGCUCAAUUUGCUCAAAUGCGUCCUGUUGCGAUGCCCCCAUCUGUUGCUCCUCGCAUGCCUAUGUAUCCCCCAGGUGGUCCAGGUAUGGGUCAACAAAUAUUUUAUGGUCAAGGCCCUCCUGCCAUCAUUCCUUCCCAGGCUGGAUUUGGGUAUCAACAACAACUUGUGCCUGGAAUGAGGCCUGGUGGGGGUCCUGUGCCAAAUUUCUUUGUGCCAAUGGUUCAGCAGGGACAGCAAGGGCAGCGUCCUGGUGGAAGACGUGGAGGUGCAGUCCAGCAGUCUCAGCAGCCAGUUCCUCUUAUGCCACAACAGAUGCUUCCUAGGGGGCGUGUGUAUCGCUAUCCUUCUGGUAGGGGCAUGCCUGAUGGUCCCAUGCCUGGAGUUGCUGGAGGCUUGUAUUCUGUACCUUAUGAUGUGGGUGGGAUGCCCCUUCGUGAUGCAUCACUUCCACAACAAAUUCCCAUUGGUGCUUUGGCUUCUCAUCUGGCUAAUGCAUCUCCAGAGCAGCAGAGGACGAUGCUGGGUGAGAAUCUCUACCCACUUGUGGAACAGUUGGAGCCCGACAACGCUGCUAAAGUUACUGGCAUGCUUCUGGAGAUGGACCAGACUGAAGUUCUGCACUUGCUUGAGUCACCAGAAGCACUGAAAGCAAAGGUGGCAGAAGCAAUGGACGUCCUUAGGAAUGUUGCACAGCAGCAGGCUGGCGGUGCUGCUGAUCAGUUGUCCUCACUGUCCCUAAAUGACAGCAGCCUUGUUUCUUAA
Molecule: messenger RNA, 1977 nt
Organism: Lathyrus sativus (Indian pea)
Lineage: Eukaryota; Viridiplantae; Streptophyta; Magnoliopsida; Fabales; Fabaceae
Source: the annotation of a GenBank genome assembly